AUGUAUAUAUUGGAACCAGCUUUAUCAACUUCGUUUAGUAGUCAACAAAUCUCAAGGCAGAACGAUAUCAAUGGCAAUAAUAUUCCUUUAUGUGCUGCUGUGAAACAAAAUGUGCAGUAUGUUGUAAUGAAUCAAGGUCCAACCAAUCCUCAGAUGUUAACCACUGAUCAGUAUGGGAAUGUGGUUACUGGAAACCACCAACAGAUGGCGAAUAUGUCACAUGCUCAGCAACAACAGCAGCCACAACAACAAAUUCAACAUCAAACACAACAGUAUCAGACACAGCAGCAACUUCAGCAACACCAACCACUCCAACAACAACAGCCAUUAUUAUCACAACAACAACAUCAAUCUCAACAGCAACAGCCAUUGUUAUCACAACAACAUCAAUCUCAACAGCAGCAACCGUUAUUAUCACAACAGCAACAGCAUCAAUCUCAGCAGCAACAACAAUUACUAUCACAACAGCAACAGCAUCAGUCUCAACAGCAACAACCAUUAUUAUCACAACAACAACAGCAUCAAUCUCAGCAACAACAGCAGUUAUUAUCACAACAACAACAACAACAAACAACCUCUUCAACAGCCACUGCUGCAGAACAUGCUAGUAUGGUGUCUAAAUGUGCUCGUUUCUUUCGAACACUUUUGAAUUUAUCAAUUCAGCAUGAUCAAGCGCAACGAGUCAUUGAAAGUGUCAAGCUAGUUAUUUAUGGUUCAAUACCACCAGAAGUCUUCACAGUGCGAUUGCAAGAAGCUCUUAACUCGCAAGCUCAGCCUCAUCUGUUGCCUUUUUUACAAAAGACAUUACCAGCAUUGCGAACUGCAAUGCAGAAAGGCGAAGUUGUUCUUGAAGGUAUAAAUCCACCAAGUACCAAUCAAAUAAUUGAAACUCAGUCAAAUAGUCAAUACGAAACUGUUCGACCAAAUAAUGAAAACAGUUAUAUUACGCAAAGACCUAUAGCCAGUAUUGUACAGCAGAAUGUAACUGGAACAAAAUCAGUGAAAGGUGAACUGGUUGAUGAAUCGCAGGUUGAUGGUAGUGAAAUGAAUUUAAGCGAUGGUGAAGUGCGUAUACUACCUCCAAAUCAUAUUACACGCUUGCUUAACGCUGAUAUAAUUGCAAGAAAAAUUCAACGGGUAAUGCCAGAUGGCGGUCAUCCUCAAGAUGAUGUGGUCACAAUGAUUUCGCAAGCAGCUGAAUAUCGAUUGAGGAACGUUUUGGCCCGUCUCUCUGUAACUGCUGAACAUAGACUUGAACCACUUCGUAAUCAUCCAUUUUAUGAGGUGAUUGAUGAUACAAGAAGGCAGCUAAGAUUUGUUGAAGAAAUGGAAAAGCAGGAACACGAAAAGCGAGAGAAUCGCGAAAAAGAGGCAUUAAUUCGUUUAAGUAAAAGUAAAGGAAAGGACAAGGAAAUCAUUGUAGAAAAAGCUAGACAGCUUCAAAGAGCUGACCAAGAAGCGGCACGAAAUCGUGAUGCAAAUGCUGCAGCAAUAGCUGCCUUAAGCGGAUCGAAAAGUGUGAAACGUACUUGGCAGGAUGCAAAUAAUCCACUGGAACAAGCCGCUGCAGUAGGACUUUCUACACAAAUAUUACGAACGAGAACGAAGAGAGUCACUAUGAAGGACUUAUAUUAUGUGAUUAGUACAGAUCCAAUAGCGAAGAAUUCACAACUACGACAUCGUUUGGAACUUUUCAGUAGUGCCGCUGAUGCUAUAUCUCUCAAAGACAAGAAAUAG
Messenger RNA from Dracunculus medinensis (Guinea worm), 1737 nucleotides. NCBI's taxonomy places the organism in Eukaryota, Metazoa, Nematoda, Chromadorea, Rhabditida, Dracunculidae. The record is from the annotation of a GenBank genome assembly.